Sphaerulina musiva SO2202 is the source of this 987-nucleotide messenger RNA. RefSeq lists its product as uncharacterized. The record is from RefSeq and is a predicted model, not a curated record. The transcript has a single exon. NCBI's taxonomy places the organism in Eukaryota, Fungi, Ascomycota, Dothideomycetes, Mycosphaerellales, Mycosphaerellaceae. Bases 1 to 987 code for a protein of 328 amino acids.
AUGGCGACAAUGUUCAAAGAAAUACUGCAACACAACACCCAGAGGUUCUUGAUGAAGAAGAACAAGAAGAGUGACAAUCAGACACACUCGAACGGGAUAUACCAGGAUCAGAACCCUCCAUAUGGAGAUACCAGAAUAUCAUCACACGUCAACCACUUCCCGCCAAGGGAGGAGCCACAUGCACAUGCAUCCUUACCAAACAGAUACAAUCAUCGCGUUUCUGUUCCUGCAAACAAUCUGCCUUCAUACCAAGACCGCCCUUACGCAACCAGUCAAUACUAUGUUUCUUCAAAUAACGUCAUUCCCUCUUCGAACACCACAAUACGACAGUCUUUCCUCUCAUCCGUACAAUCUCGCCUUACAACAGCAGCAACACCGACUUGUUCUCCUCGCCCCACAUCACAAGCUGCAGUCCCACCACCGUACGAACAAGCAUUCAAAGCCAGCAUGACCAAAGACGUGAUCAAACUUCUCCCUUCCGAAAGAAUUCUCUUCCACAUCUCCCGAGGAGGAGGGGGAGGAGGAGGCGAAAGCAAUAAGAAGAAAAAAGAAUCUUCCUUUUCCUCGUCUACGAAAUACCCCAUCAUCCUUAGCCGCGCUCACGACAAUUCUCUCCUCGGAACCGUCAAAUUCAAAGAAUUGAGCACGAGCGUCUACUUCUCUCUCCACGCCGGCCACGAAGCCAAAAUGUCCAAUGAGGGUACAUGGACGGAUCGGUGGUGUUAUCGGAGUACGGUGUUUGGAGGGGAGAAAUGGUGUUGGAAAAUGGUCAAAGAUGGGGUUGGGGAGUUGCAGGUGGUGAGUAGUGGGGAGGUGAUGGCCAAGUUGGACAAAGGUGGCGUGCUGGUGAUUGAUCGGAGGGAUGUGAGUCAUGCUGCGGUGGAUGAGAUUGUCAUUUCGGCGUAUGCGUUGUGGGAGAAGUUGAGGAGGGAUAAGAAGGAGGGGGAGAUGGUGGAGAUGGUUGCAGAGGUUCUGUUGGGGGGUUGA